Molecule: messenger RNA, 564 nt
Organism: Dama dama (fallow deer)
Lineage: Eukaryota; Metazoa; Chordata; Mammalia; Artiodactyla; Cervidae
Product: olfactory receptor 9A2-like
Exons: 1
Biological process (GO): G protein-coupled receptor signaling pathway
Cellular component (GO): membrane
Molecular function (GO): olfactory receptor activity
Source: RefSeq, a predicted model, not a curated record
AAUCCUCUGCGGUACACCAUCAUUAUGAACAGCCACACCUGUCUCUGGGUGGUAAUUGGGUCCUGGGUAUUUGGCUUCCUGUUUCAAAUCUGGCCAGUCUAUGCCACGUUUCAUCUUACUUUCUGCAAAUCAAAUGUGCUAGACCAUUUUUACUGUGACGGAGGACAGUUGUUCAAACUAUCAUGUGAUAAAGGCCGUUUCACAGAGCUUUUGCUGUUUUUAAUGUCUAUUUUUGUUCUUUUUGGUUCUUUGAUGCCUGCAAUUAUCUCCUACACCUACAUCAUCUCCACCAUCCUCAAGAUCCCUUCAGGCUCUCACCGCUGGAAAACCGUCUCUACAUGUGCCUCCCACUUCACCUGUGUCGUGAUCGGCUACAGCAGCUCUUUGUUCCUCUAUGUGAAACUCAACCAAACACAGGCAGCUGAGUACAACAGAGUGGCAUCACUGAUGGUUUUAGUGGUGAACCCUUUUCUGAACCCUUUUAUCUUCACCCUCCGGAAUGACAAAUUCACAGAGGUGUUUCGAGACGCCAUGAAAAGCUGCUACCAACUCCUCAAGGAUUAG